Molecule: messenger RNA, 3128 nt
Organism: Doryrhamphus excisus (bluestripe pipefish)
Lineage: Eukaryota; Metazoa; Chordata; Actinopteri; Syngnathiformes; Syngnathidae
Gene: jakmip3
Product: Janus kinase and microtubule interacting protein 3
Molecular function (GO): kinase binding; microtubule binding
Source: RefSeq, a predicted model, not a curated record
GGGGGCUGCCUUUGCUGCAAUUUCUCAAGCGUCCACUGGAGGGAGACAUAUGUGAGGAUGACGAUGGUAAUUAUGAUGACGCAAGCCUUCACACCCGAGGAUGCUGGGAGGAUGAAGAUGACGAUGACAGCAGCAGAGGAGUACACACUCACACAGGCUAACGGCUAAUGGCUAAGUGCUCCGUGCAUGCACACGCAUAUACCCACGCAUGCUAAGAUGCUAGCUAAUCGGUGAGCAUGCUAGGGCAAGGAAGCUAGACACACAAAAUGCAGAGCUCCAGCUUUCCUAUUGGACGGUACAAAGGCGCUGAUCGCUGACCGACGACCGGCCGUCAAGAACCCGCCGGACGGAGAACACUGAAAUGUCUAAACGAGCUGCAGGGGUGCGGGGGAAAGGGGAGAAGCAGGACACCAUGGCAUCGGUCCAAGCUGUCAACGAGGAGCUGAGAGCCAAACUGAUGGACAUCCAGUUAGAACUUCAGCAGGAGAAGAACAAGGUCAGCCGCCUGGAGAGGGAGAAGAGUCAGGAACUCAGGACAGAACAUCACCGGGCCGCCGUCGCCAUGACGGAGCUGAAGAGCAAACUCCACGAGGAGAAGCAGAAAGAGCUAGCGCUUACUAGGGAGACGUUGCUACGGCAACACGAGAUGGAGCUGAUGAGAGUUAUCAAAAUCAAAGAUGGCGAGAUCCAUCGGCUGAACGGUUUAGUCCUCACGCUGAGGGACAGCUCGAUGGAUAAGGUGAGGAACGCUCUUCUGAUGGAAGUGGAGGAGACGAGAAAGGCCUGGGAGGCGGAGCGCUGUCGCCUCCAGCAGGAGCUUCAGGAGCAUCGCGGCGCCAAGAGGAGCGCGGAGGAAGCUCUGGGGUUAGCUCACCAGGCUUGCCAGGCCCGAGUAGCCGAGCUACGAUCGGCGCAUCACCAACACCAGGAGGAGUUGAACAGAACCAAGAGAGACUGCGAGAGGGAGAUCCGCCGACUGAUGGACGAGAUAAAACUGAAAGACAGAGCUGUUAGUGUUUUGGAUAAAGCCCUGGGGCUGCAGGCUGGCCACGCCCACCGCCUUCAGCUGCAGACUCAGGCGGCUGAGCAGCAAAUCGCAGCCCUCAGAGAUGCACAAAGGGCGGGACUAAACUACCCCGGACAUGUCCCUAACUCCGCCACUAACAAUCCUCUUCAUCCUUCUCAGGAGGAGCGGGACACUCGGAGAUUUCACUUGAAAAUCGCAGAGCUCAGCGCCGUCAUCAGGAAGCUGGAGGACCGAAACGCUUUAUUGUCCGAAGAACGCAACGAACUGCUGAAGCGACUGAGGGAAACCGAGAGUCAGUUUCUUCCUCUGCUGGACAAAAACAAGCGUCUGAGCAGAAAGAAUGAGGAGCUGUCACUCAUGUUGUGUCGCCUUGACAACAAACUCCGCUUUGUCACCCAGGAGAACAUGGAGAUGAGGAGGCCCAGUUCGCUGAACGACUUGGACCGCAGCAGCUCUGCCAGUUACCAAGGCUACAGUCAGGACUACAGAGAAAUGGAGUUCCUACGACUUCAGGUUCUGGAGCAACAACACAUCAUAGACGACCUGUCUAAGGCUCUGGAAACAGGAGGUUACGUGAAGAAUGUGAUUCAGGAACGAGAUCUGUUAUUGCGAUACAGACGUCAAGAAUCGACCAGGAGAAAACGAACCUUGAGAGCCUGCAGGGUCAUAGAAACAUUUUACGGCUACGAUGAAGAAGUGUCAGUGGACUCGGACGGCUCAUCUUUGUCUUUUCACACAGACAAAACCCCCGACACGGAACCCGAAGAGGUGUGCGUUCGUGAGGAGGCGGAGCUUCGCUACCGUCAGCUGACGCAAGAAUAUCAGGCGCUGCAGCGGGCCUACGCUCUGCUGGCUGAGACCAGCGGAGGAAACUAUGAUGCCGAGAAGGAGAUCAAGACCAGAGAACAGCUGCUUGCCGAAAUCAGUCAAUAUCAGACCAGGGUCGCAGAUCUGGAGUCAGCGCUGAAACAGCAAGGACUGGACGUGAAGUGGGUGGAGGAGAAGCAGAUGUUGUAUCAGAGGAACCAGCAACUAGUGGAAAAGAUGAAGCAGAUGGAAGCAGAGGAACUCCAUCUGAAAAACGACAUCCAGGACGUCAGAGACCAAAACGAACUCCUGGAGUUCAGGAUCUUAGAGCUGGAGGAGAGGGAGUGGCGAUCACCUGGCAUCAACUUCCAGCAAGUCCACUUCCCAGAAAGUCUCAGCCCUUUGCAGGUCUACUGCGAGGCGGAGGGAGUAACUGACAUUGUGAUCUGUGAGCUCAUGAAGAAGUUGGACAUUCUGGGAGAUAACGCCGUAAGUAAUCUGUCCAAUGAGGAGCAGGUGGUCGUGAUUCACGCCAGGACUGUUCUCACACUGGCAGAGAAGUGGUUGGGGUCCAUUGAAGUGACAAAGUCUGCACUGCAGCAGAAAAUGUUGGACAUUGAAAGUGAGAAGGAUUUGUUCAGCAAGCAGAAAGGCUACCUGGAUGAAGAGCUGGACUUUAGGAAGCGCUCCAUGGAUCAGGCUCACAAGAGGAUCCUGGAGCUGGAGGCCAUGCUGUACGAGGCGCUACGACAGCAGGACGAGUUCAGAAUGGACGGGCAAAAGGUAAAAUACGAUUGCGUGAGCGACACGCUGACGGAUGACCAAAGGGAGGGGCUUAAGAGAGCCAUGGACCAGUGGAAACGAGCUGUGAUGUGCGAGCUAAGAGAACGAGAUGCGCAGAUCCUCAAAGAAAGAAUGGAUCUGCUUCAAGUCACGCAGCAGAGGAACAAAGAGUUGGAGGAAUUCAUCGAAUCGCAGAAGCGACAAAUAAAAGAGUUGGAGGAGAAGUUCCUCUUUCUGUUUUUAUUCUUCUCUCUGGCCUUCAUCCUCUGGUCCUAACAUCUGCUGCGUCUGUCAUCUGGCAGCCGACCACUCAGCCAAUCAGAAACCAGCUGACCUCAACAUCUCAGAAGGCUGAGACCAGGUGACGAUGGUUCCCUACUGCCUUUUGUCCCAGAAUGACUGGUUUUAUGUCAGAAGUACUAUUUUACACUAUCUGCUAGCACGAACGGAUACACAGGAUGUUGUGGACAUUAUUUUCAAAAGGUGCAAAUAAAAGUGAGCGUGAACAGAA